Molecule: messenger RNA, 1881 nt
Organism: Aspergillus ruber CBS 135680
Lineage: Eukaryota; Fungi; Ascomycota; Eurotiomycetes; Eurotiales; Aspergillaceae
Product: putative Patatin-like serine hydrolase
Exons: 2
Coding region: 1-1881 (626 amino acids)
Biological process (GO): arachidonate metabolic process
Cellular component (GO): membrane
Source: RefSeq, a predicted model, not a curated record
AUGAACACGGUCAAUCUCCAUCGCAAAGACACAACAAAGGGCCCCCCGUUGCGGGUUUUAUCGCUCGAUGGCGGUGGCGUCCGAGGAUACUCGAUGCUCAUCCUCCUCCAGGAACUCAUGUACCGCACCUACGUCGAAUCUGAAGGAAAAGCCCCUCGUCGCGACCAAAUCCCCAAACCAUGCGAUCACUUCGACCUCAUCGUCGGCACCGGUACCGGCGGUCUGAUCGCCCUUAUGCUGGGGCGCUUACGCCUCGACCUCGAGACUUGCAAAGAAGUCUACACGCGCAUGACCAAGCGCGUUUUCGAGACCGACAAGACGUUUGCUGGGAUUCCGUAUCGGUCUACGCUGUUCAAGGCUUCGAAACUUGAAGAGGCGAUCCGUGAAUGUGUGAGGGAACAUACCGUGUUUGAGGCUGAGGGAAAUGAUAUUACGCCGGCGUCGAGCGAUCGCAAUUCCAUCGCAAGCGCUCCGUUCAGUCCUAAUUCACUUCAUUCAAUUCCCCAGCGCACCGUCAGCCGGGGGAGUUACAGUGCCCGCGGGCCGUCGCAUCCGUCGACUCCCGUGAGCCAGAGGAAUUCUACGUUUAUCAACGGUUUGCGGUGGGGGAACCCGGAUGCUCUGCUUUAUGACAACCGGGAGUAUCGUACCAAGACUGCUGUCACUGCGUUGUACAAAGGCACUUCUCGCAACGGUUCAUCCGUCUUCCUCCGUUCCUAUGACUCGCGAAAAGAACCACCUCCCGAGUUCGACUGCACCAUUUGGCAAGCCGGUCGAGCUACCUCCGCCACCGGUCUAGCCUUCAAACCCAUCCAAAUCGGACAAAGCUUUUUCAUCGAUGAGGGACCCGGCACCUACAACCCCGCGCCGCAGGUAUUGGAAGAAGCCACCGUGAACGAAUGGCCCGGACGAGAGAUCGGUGUCUUCAUCAGUGUGGGAACAGGCAAGCGGCCGCCGGGCACCAACAACCGGCAACACGAGUGGUGGGAGGACUUCUUUGGUGAUGCAUUGGGUGUCUUUGCCGAAGCGCGACGACGUCUGAUUACCAAAAUCGAAGGAUGCGAAGGUAUUCACAACGACAUGCUGCGCAACCACCUGGCGAAGCGAAACGUCAGCAAAGACAACUACUACCGUCUGAACGUCGAGGUCGGUGUGGGAGAGUUUGGCAUGAACGAAUGGAACCGUCUGGCAGACAUCAGCACCAACACCCGUCGCUAUCUGUCCAGACCAGAGGUGAAGAAGAUGAUUCUCGGCGCAGGUGUCAAAUUCGCAAAGAUCAACCGCAUGCAUCAGCGACUGUCGGCGCACGCAGCUGUUGCGAGCGGAACCAGUGAUACCUCUAGUAUCCAAGAAGACAUCAACCUCAACCUGCUCUCCCCACACUCGCCCACAUACGCCGUACCCCCACCAUCAAACCCGAUGGCUGUCGAACUGCCUGCUGAGCUUCCAGGUGACUUCACACCGUUGACCACCGCGAGCCACCACGCACCGUCCCAAUCAGAGGACACCCUCCCCGCCCACCCAACCCCCCAGGACGCUGUCCACCCACACCCAGCGCGAGGCUCCGGCAGCGACAUCUCCAGCUUCCAUAACCGCAGCCGCCCAACCUCGCAGCAACAGCGCGAGCAAUUCCCUCACCUAUUCGGCUCCUCCCCGCGACACAGUGGCGACUAUCUUCACGAGGGCAUGGGCAUGCCACCACCCGUGCCCCCCAAGACCCCCAUCCCAUAUCCGGAUGACCCGAGUGAAGUAGGCGGGAUCAUGAUGCCAGUGCCGGACACGAUGGUUAGUGGGAAUGGUAAAGCGAGGCCUCCAUAUCCGGUGGACGAGCCACCGCCGGUUGUGAAUAAGCAGCGGAAGCCUAGUUAUCAUGUGCGAUGA